ACAACUACUUGUAGACACUACACUACAUUGUACUUCAUGUUUUCUUUUUCCGGUCGACACUCUCACUUGAACUAAUUUUGAACGAAGUUCGAUAAUGAAUUUUGCACAUGUGUACGUCCCACUUCCGACACUGUAGGAAUAAAUUUUGAAGUUUAUCCAGCGCAGUUAUCUUCGACGUCUCUCUUUUAAAUCCUGGAUCUCUACAUUUAUCUUUAGUCCCGUACCGGCAUUCACCUGACCCCUUCAAUAAUAUGUAACAGGUAUUAGCCGUAGCGGCAUAUUAUCACAGCCACAGGUCGUCAUAGAAAGUAGGAAGGAGAAGCAACAACGUGGUGUCACCUUGACCUUGGAUUGGUUGAAUAACAACGUUUUUACAGCUGAUAAGCAAAGAUACGCGCGAAUACCGUCAAGGGCAGUCGAGGGGAAAACACUCGCGAAAUCGACUUGUCCGCUUUCACGCAGCUUUUCUACACUCGUGUAUUGCGAAUUGCAUGCGUGCGGGGAUUUUGAAUGCAUUGCGACUAUCCAACUCUGCGCGCUUUAUAUCGUUUCACGUGCGCGCGCAUUGAAUAUUGCGCCGGCGUGAUAUCCCCUCCCUCGUGAUUAUGGCCAGCAGAUGCGUGCGCAUUACGCCGCGUAACAGUUGAAAUACGAAAGACAAGAAGACAGUCGUGGUCGCGGUAGUUGAUCAUGCAGAUAUUCGAAAAACGUCUGAUCGCAAGGUGAUAUAUCGUUUACAAAGUGGAAACUCACCGUUCCAUAUAAAGCCAUCUAUCAUUGUUUUUUUGGCGAAUAGUGUUUGUGUGUAGUUGACGAUGAAACGUCAAUAAUAAAUCGUGGCGUUCUCCAGUUUGUCCCGUCGUUCGCGAACGCUUUCUGCAGAAAUCGAGACAACAGUUUCCCUUGUGUUUCCUCUGUGACAAUUAGGAGUACACACAAACAUCGAUGAGGCUGUCUGAAUUCCUGAAUAGUCAUCUUUUCGCUGAGAACAGGACCUCGUGAUGACUGGUUUAACUAUUCUUUUGACGAUCUUAUUUGUUCCGACGAUCGCAUGAAUUAAUUUGCACCGUGUAUCGGCUCAACGAUAUCAAGAAUAAGACAGUCGAGGGUACCAAUUAAGAUGGCCUUCUGACCUUGAACAGAACAUGAUUGGACCAUCUUCGGGUACUGGAGGGAUUCCGGAUCACGAGGUGUCCAAUAGCCAGUUGCGAAUGCCCAAGAAGCGAAUUUUUGAUGAUCUGGAUAUAGAGAGUUUGUGCGAGGAAGUCCAAAACAACAGGAAACGGUACCAUCUUGAAGAGAUUCAGACUCCGAUGGAGUUGGUGGCUACAAAUCAGGUAAUCGGUGACAACACUGCGGCGCUAUUUUCUCCGUUAUCGGCCCAAGAAGCUGCUGAGGAGUGUCCAAUGGCACGCUUGGAGGUUCUCCUAGUAGAUGAGACCAAUUGCACAUGGACCACCAUCUCUGAACCGGAAUCCCAGCAGAAUGUUGGUGAAAAUACCACACCUCCGUCUUCCUCGCCAUCGGUGCAUAAACAGGGACAAGUGAUCCAGAAUGUUCAAGUCGACAAAACCAGCUACCAGGUGGACUCGAGUUACUGGGAACCAGUGGUAACAAUCCCUUCAACGAAUCUGCAAGAGAACAAACUUGGUCCGCCUUUCAGUAACCACCACCAUCAGCAGCAGCAACAGUUUGAUGAUCAAGAAACUGGGAACCUGUCCUGGUUACUAGACUUCAAAUUGGAUUCAUUUAUUGAGGCUGCUGAUGAAAGAUCUUCUUUACCAACAUUCAGGGAUGGCCAUAAUGGGGGUAAAACAAAAGUAAAUGGACGCACUUAUAGUUCCGCCUACUUGAACGAAGUCAAAAGCAAUUACAACGAGAACAGUGCACCUUAUCAGGACAUGACUAAGAAUUAUUCAAGUCUCGAUAACAGAAAUUUUGCGUCCACUCGGUAUAACGGACCCAAAAAGCCACCUUUCACCUAUACAGAACUCAUUGAACAUGCUCUUAGAGAAAGGGGAGAACUUACAGUAUCAGCCAUUUAUCAAUGGAUCUCCGAACAUUUUCCUUAUUAUAAAAGCAAUGACGAUCGAUGGAAAAAUUCUGUACGGCACAAUCUUUCUAUAAACCCUCAUUUUCGAAAGGGAUCAAAGGCACCCCAUGGGGCUGGUCACCUAUGGGCCAUCGCGAACCGAUCCGUAGACUCUAGACCUAGACAAAUCGUCAAUUCCUUUACGAAGCAAGUUGCCAAGCUACCUGCAGAACCUGAAAAUUCUCGAAGAAGUAUUAGUCAUAUAAAUCCCAUAGAUGAAGUAGAAGCAGCGACUGCUAGCAUCGCUCAACCAACUUCAGAAGAGGAGACUGAGAAUAUAGUCAGCUCUGUGACAUUGGAACAUUGUGCGGAGCAAAUACUUAGUGGUAUUAAAAAGGAAGUAGAAGUUCAAUAUUUAAUCCCUAUGAUGAUGUCCAGCAACGAACAUGAUUCGACGCAGACCGCUCAACAGACCCACGAACUCCAUUAUUCUGUGAAAGAAAGCGAUUUCCUUAAUCCUGUGUCGAAAGAGGUAGUGGCAGAAGAGUGUGGGCUUAUAAGCGAGGGUUAUCUAGUCACGGAUUUGAAUCCGACAACUUUAGGUUUGAACAUGGUCGAGCCAGAAAUCAUCACACCAGAGAAUCUCUUUGGCGAAGAGUUGAACUUCCAAUUUUAUGAAUUAUCGUCUCCAUCACAGCUUCAGUCCGCUUGACAUAUGGACAAAAAUAAGCUACGUUUAAUAGUCAUCGACGAGUUGCACGUACAAAAUAUUCAAAGUUGCGGUCAGAUGGAGACUACCGGCGGUCGCGAUCUUCAUAGUGCCACUAAGGGAAACGAAUCAUCUCAGGAAGUUAUAACUAAUGGAAAAUCAUCCCUGGUCGUGCAAGAUUACAUUGAGAACUCUGACGUGUGUUCGACGGUGGAGAGUUGACUUCUUUAACAAUGAUGCUGUCGCAAUUGCAAGAUUUAUACGAUAAACCUAAGAAACUGGUCGAAAACGAUUGUGAAACAAACUGCUCUGGAGGUGUGAAAUAGUUUCACCAGUUGCAACAUGCUAUUGCCCUAAUUGUGCCUGAAUAUGUGUCUUAUCAAGUCAUUUAAUACUACACAUUAUAGUAUAGUUUCUUCUAGCUCUUACAGAGUAACAUGUAACGUUUUUUUGUAUUAGCAAAAACAAGAAAUAUAAUAUUUACUAUGAUGUGUAAAUAAUGUCGUUUUAA
Messenger RNA from Megalopta genalis, 3252 nucleotides. The record is from RefSeq and is a predicted model, not a curated record. NCBI's taxonomy places the organism in Eukaryota, Metazoa, Arthropoda, Insecta, Hymenoptera, Halictidae.